This is a messenger RNA of Didymodactylos carnosus, 1236 nucleotides long. Lineage: Eukaryota; Metazoa; Rotifera; Eurotatoria; Philodinida; Philodinidae. The record is from the annotation of a GenBank genome assembly.
AUGAGAGUCAAGCGGGCCCUUGAUGUGCUGUCGGCUAUCUCAAAGUUAAAGAGGUCAAUGGUAACAAGUUUAACAAAACGAAAAUCAACUUUUAUGCCAUUUAAACGUAAUAAAACAUUUAUACCAACUGGUCAAGGUGGAUUUACGAACCAUGCUCUAAAUCGUGGUUCAUUAACUCGUCGCCUGACACAAUUUGGUUUUGGUGCAUGUUCAAGUGGAACGCUCGUCCACUUAUCUGAUCCAACUCAACCGGUGACAUUGAACGUAUUUGUUUAUGAUGAAAAUACAUAUUCUGAAGGAAAACUCAAGAAAGCCGAUGACUUACCGAUAACAGAAGGAGAUGGAAAAAUGACAUGGAUCGAUGUGGAUGGUGUUCAUCAACAAGAUGUCAUUGCACAAAUUGGUCGACGAUACAAUAUUCAUACGUUAGUACAAACGGAUGUAACAACAACGGAACAACGAACAAAAUUAGAUGUUUUAGAUGAUGCUUUAUUUCUUGUUUGUAAAAUGAUAUUUAGAGAUGUGUCUAAAAGUGAAACAACAAUUAUUGAACAAGUUAGUUUUUAUUUAAAAGAAAAUGUUUUAAUUACAUUUCAAGAGACACCCAAAGAUUUAUUCGAUACAAUCAAAAAUCGUAUUCGACAAGGAAAAGGACGAAUUCGCAAGUCAAAAAUUGAUUAUUUAUUCUAUAGUCUAGUCGAUAUUAUUGUUGAUCAUUAUAUGGAUGUACUAGAUACAAUGGGUAUGAAGGUAGAAUCGAUCGAUAAUCAAUUAAUGAAAACAUUGAAACGUGACACAUUAGAAUCAAUAUACGAUAUGAAGAGAGAUAUGCUCUAUUUAAGAGCGAUUAUAGCACCAUUAAAAGAAAUCAUUUUAAAACUACAAAAACAAGAAGAAACACAAAUAAUGCAAGAGAGUACAAAUAUUUAUUUGAAAGAUUUAUUUGAUCAUGUUGUACAAGUAAAUGAUUCAAUAGAUACAUAUCGUGAAAUGUUGGCAUCAUUUAUCGAUUUCUAUAUGAUGUUAAAUAGUAAUGCAAUGAAUGAAGUUGUUAAAACACUGACCAUUAUAUCGACAAUAUUUAUUCCAUUAACAUUUAUAUCAGGAGUUUAUGGAAUGAAUUUUCAAUAUAUGCCCGAGUUAACAUUUAAAUAUGGAUACUUUAUUGUACUUGGUUUUAUGGCAGUAUUAGCAAUCACAAUGCUCUCAUGUUUUAAAAAAAAGAAAUGGUUUUAA